Messenger RNA from Vombatus ursinus (common wombat), 4525 nucleotides. RefSeq names its product docking protein 2 (gene DOK2). Gene Ontology annotation, cellular component: cytoplasm. NCBI's taxonomy places the organism in Eukaryota, Metazoa, Chordata, Mammalia, Diprotodontia, Vombatidae. Bases 197 to 1462 code for a protein of 421 amino acids. Gene Ontology annotation, biological process: positive regulation of MAPK cascade; cell surface receptor protein tyrosine kinase signaling pathway. The transcript has 5 exons. The record is from RefSeq and is a predicted model, not a curated record.
GGAAGCUAAAGUGUGAAACCCAAGUCAUCGAAAAUACCGCACGGCCUGUCGUCAUCAAGAUAGACCAGUGAAAGGCCGGGGACUCCAGGCAGAGAGGAAACAAAUUUGAGAGAAAAGGGGGAACCAGAAGGAGAGUCCAGAAAGGAUUGUAAUAAAAGAAUUAAGCAGCAGGCAGGGAUAUCGAGAUGGUUGAGAGAUGAGUGAAGUGAUAGUAAAGCAAGGCUUCCUGUACUUUCAGCAGCAGCAGACUUUUGGGAAGAAGUGGCGGCGGUUCUGGGCUGUGCUGUAUGGAGAGUCCAGCUGCUCCUUGGCCCGGCUGGAGCUUCAGGAGGGCCCGGAGAAACCCCGCCGGGGGGAGGCUGCUCGGCGAGUCAUCCGACUCAGUGACUGUUUGCGGGCAGCUGAGGCUGGAGGGGAGACUGGCAGCCCUAAGGAUACCAGUCCCUUUCUGUUGGAGACCACUGAGCGGUUAUGCCUUCUAGCUGCCCCCACCCUUGAGCGCAGUGAAUGGCUCCAAGCCAUUUGUCACCUGGCUUUUCCGUUGCAGAGAAUAGAGCGGAGGGAGCCAGUAGGGCAGGAAGACUCAACUGCAAAGCAUCAUGAAUUGCCGUGCAUGGAAGAAAAUGUCCUGUAUAGCAGUGCGCCCUCAGUGACCCCGAAGAAGGAUUUUGUCGUGACUGUAAGACCCACAGAAGCAAGUGACCGGUGCCGGCUUCAGGGGUCUUAUAAACUUCGGGCAGGAGAGAGUGCCCUAGAGCUACGGAGUGGCGCUGAACCAGGCAUUGUACUGUAUACUUGGCCCUAUAGAUUCCUUCGACGAUUUGGGAGGGAUAAGGUCACGUUUUCCUUUGAGGCAGGCCGGCGCUGUGUCUCAGGAGAAGGGAACUUCGAGUUUGAAACCCGAAAAGGCAAUGAGAUCUUUCUGGCUCUGGAGGAUGCUAUUUCUGCCCAGAAGAACUCUGCCUCUUUUGGAGCCUCUUCUCAACCAACUGUAGUAACAUCAUCCUUACCACUACUUGAAAACCCAUAUUCCCGGCCUCAUGACUCCCUCCCCCCACCCUCCCCAACCAUUCCUCCUUUUUCCCGUUAUCCCAGAGCCCCAGAGGGUGAGUAUGCUGUACCCUUUGAUUCAGUGGCUAGGUCCCUGUUGGGGAAUAGCCCCAGAGAAGCACUGCCUACCCCUACCCGUCCCUCAGUGGACCCGCUCUAUGACUGCAUUGAGGAGCGGCUGUCACAUCACCCGGAUCACAUUUAUGAUGAACCGGAGGGAGUGGCUGCCUUAUCCCUGUAUGACAGCCCCCAGGAACCCCAGGGGGAGGCCUGGAGGACACAGGCCACAGCUGAUGAUGGUCCCACACGAUCCUGUCAAGGUGUACUGGGUGACUUCUUGGGGGCUGCCCUGCCUGGCUGGUCUGAGGGAGCUGAGUAUGACAAUGUGGUCCUCAAAAGGAGCUCAAAGUGAUGGCCAAGAUGGAGAAUUCAAUGAGUCCAGCCCUCAGGAUGGUCAUAGGCCUUGAUUAUGGUACCAGCAGUAACCCUGAGGGGUAGGAAAGGGGGAAGAAGGGGUUGAACCAGCUCUUUCUCUCCCAGUCUUCUCUUGUGGCUCCUUGCCACACGAAGACCCUCCUCCCAUCCUAGGAGAAGAGAAAAUUCCUCUUUAGGCUCUUUCCACCCAGUGUUUGCAGGAUGAGUCAAUAUCCUGAAGCAAGAAGGGUGCCGUGGAUAGAGCCACACCCAUUCACCCUCUUCCUCCUCCUCUUUCUCUUUCCUCCCCGCUAGGAACUGUUACCCUAAAGCAGAACUCUACCCUUAUCUCUUAGUUUGUACCCACUUCCUGCAAGCUAAGGGGACCCUCCUGCAUUGUAGGAGUCUCACAGGCAACCCCUUUCUUGGUAUUGAGGAAGAUGGCUACAGUUUUCUGUGAGUCUUGGACAUUUCUCUGGUAUUAAAACCCAUCUCUGAAAUGUCUACGUGUGGCAUGAGUACUGUGGGGAAGGUAAGAGGUGUGGUUCUGUCAAGGGAAGUAUUUUCUGCUGAGAGCUCUCUCUCCCACCAAGGUUCUCCCUAGGAUAGGAAGCAUGGUUAGUGCUCUGCUGACCUUGGCAUCAGAGGACCUGGGUUCAAAUUCUGUCUCUGAUGCUUCCUACUGUCUGUGUGACCUUGGUCAAGUCAUUUGACCUUCUUGGGCCUCGGUUUCCUCAAAUGUAAAAUAAAAUGGUUAGAUUAGAUGUCCCCCCCAGCUCUAGAUCUCUGAUCCAUAUGAUUCCUUAAGUCUUCUGUGAAUGACUCAACAUCCUUCCAAAGAGCCCAGUGUUCUAGAAGGCCACAGAAUUGGAAUAAUAGGAAAGGGUUUAAAUGUUCCUGUCUCUCUGCAGACGUCAGAGUUGGUCCUAGGCAGAAUGUUGUGUAGUGCAGAGUUUCUUAGCCCUUUUCAUGUCAUGGACCCUUUUGGCAGUCUGGUGAAGCCUAUGAACCUUUUCUCAGAAUCAUAUUUUUAAAUAAUUUAAAGAAAUGCUAAAUUUCAAUUAGAAGUUAGUAAAAAUGAAGUAUUUUCCCCCUCUCAUCCAAGUUAAUGGACACCCCUGAAAUGGAUCUAGAAUCUAUGGAUGCCAAAUUAAGAAUCCAUGGUGCAGCAGAAAGAACACUGGGUUGACACUUAGGAGACCUGGGUUCUUGUUCUAUAUCUGCUGCUGCCUUGAAGUAUGAACUCUAAUAAGCCUCCUUCCCUCUCUGGGUCUCAGUUUCCUCAUCUGUUAAAAAUAGGGGUGAUGGAUAAUAUGAUCUCUAAGAUCUCUUCCAACUCUAACAUAUUAUGAUUCUAAUAUUAUGAAAAGAUUUGAUUGAAGUCAUUAGGUCCUUUCUCUGAGGGACAGUAGCAUUUUAAUUCUCAUCUCUAACAGUGCUGUUAAAGGAAUUUCAGAUAUUAGCUCAACAGGUAAGGAUCGUGGCUUUCCCCAAACCCCUGAAACAUACCAGUAGGCAACUGUUUAUUUUGCCCAUGCAUAAGCCAAUCCUGGCUGACACUCUCCAGGUCUAGUUUGGUACGUUCUCCUUCUGCUUACACACCUGCCACUUUAGUGUAGACUCUCAUCACUUCUCCCUUAGAUGAUCACAACAGGCUUCUAAUUGGUCUCCCUGAAGUCUUUCCCUACUCCAAUCUAUCUUCUACCCAGCUGCCAAAGUGAUUUCCUUAAAGUACAAGUCAGACCAUGCCACCUUCCCCUCCAAUUCGAUAAACCCCAGGGUUCUCUAUUACUUCUAGGAAGAUAUAUCCUUCUGCUACUGAAAUCUCUUCACAACCUGGUCUCUUCCUAUCUUUCUAGUUUUUGUAUACAUUACUCCCCUCCAUGCUCUCUGUGGUCUGACCGUAUUGGGCCACUUGCUGUUCCUCACACAAAAUAUUCCAUUUCCCGUGCCUUUCACUGGCUGUCUCUCCCUGCACCCCUUCUCCCCCCAUCCCCACAAUGUUCUCUCUUUUCAUCUUUGGCUCUUUCAAGAUUCUCCUCAAGAAAGAGGUCCUGAAAAGCUUUUCCAGUCUCCCCACUGACAGUUCCCUCCCCUCAAAGGUUAUUUCUUAGGUACCCUGUAUGCAUCUGUUUAUGUACAUGUUAUGUUUCCCAUUAGAAUCUAAGUUUCUUGAGGGCAGGGUCCAUUUUUACUUUUUUCUUUGUAUCUCCAGUGUUUGGCACAGUAUCCGUUACCUAGUAAGCUCUUAACGAAUACUUGUUGAUUGAGAGGAAGCAGGUGGGUUUGUGCUUUGCCCUGUCCCUUUGUCUCAAGUCUGGAACCCUUUCUCUUUUUUCUGGGUUCUUCCUUCUGGAUUCCAGUCGAAGAUGUCAUCCUAGGGAUUUCCACUGGACAGUAGUCCAGGUGGUAGUCCCACUGAAGUCCAGAAGAGGCCAGUGUUGGAUCAUGGUAGAUGCUGCUAGGGGCUCAACAGCUGCUUGGGAAUUUGGUCCAGGGGAAAAAAAAACAACAACAAAAACAGCCAUCACAACUUCGUGAACAUGCAUUCAGGAGCUGGCUACUGCAGAUCCAUAAAAGCAGAUCUAAAGGCCUGGGGAUUCUGCCUCUGAGCUGCUGCCUGACCUUUCUUACCUCAUCACCUACCCCUACUCCUGGUGUGUGCGUGUGCGUGUGUGUGUGUGUGUGUGUGUGUGUGUGUGUGUGUGUGAACUUAAUUUAUGAGUUCCUCCUCUCUCUGUGUCUUGGUUUUCCUUUCCUUUCUGUUUCAAACGGGGGGGGGGCAGGAGAUGUCAGGGGGAGAAGUAGGUACAAAGAGGUAGAGGGUAGUAGAGUGGGGAAACUGGGAGAAUCAAUAGAAUAAUGGGACAUCAUUAUUACGGAAUGCUUGCACCAUGCUCUCCUGUCCUGGUUCAGUGCCUUUGUCUUGGGUCCUAACCUUGUAUUAUGGUGCAGUGUCCCAAUGUUAAACCCUCAUACUCUGUUCUUUUAUAUUGUAUCCUGGUCAGCUGGUACAAUGAAUAAAGCAAGAGACCUUGGAGUCCUUGGCCUCGAGUUCAAA